AUGGCGCCUUCACUAGUUACGGAGGAUUAUUACAUGAUCCUUGAAGUGGGGCAAACAGCUACUCCCGAGCUAAUUAUUAGAUCUUACAGGCGGCUGGCGUUGAAGCUCCAUCCAGACCGAAAUGCCAAGCACGAUGCUACUGAAGCUUUCCAACUGCUCGGAAAAGCCUACGAGACGUUGAAAGACGAAAACAAACGUCGAGCCUACGAUAUCUUCUACCCUUCUAUAAAUCGAAGUCGUCCCUUUCCUCAAACCACAGGAACACCACGUUCGCCCCCGAGUGCCCUCAGCGAAGCGACACAAAUUGCUGCAAUUCAAAAGCUAAAGCAAGAACGUGGUGUAAGAUGGCUGACCAAAAAGAAUGUCUUGGACUCUUCGAUCUACGAAGUGCAGAGAGUCAUCCGGCGUUUGGAGCAAGAGAUCAAGAAUCUGGAUAGUAUUGCAGCUGCUGAAGCAGCUACAGAGGCAAAGAAGAAUAGUUGGGGAACAUGGUUAUUGUCACCUAUAUACAAGAAGGUAGAAGAUAGUGAAGAGGAGAAAGCACGCAAGGAUAGGGGAAGACAGGAGAGAAGAAUUGAGAAAGAUAUGAAGGAGAGGCGACUGGCGUUGAAGAAGGCGGCCUUGAGAGAAGAGCAAAGUUUAUUAGAAAAGGCGAAAGAGGCAGCAGAGGCAGCGGAUUUUGUCGAUGACGGGAACAUACGACUGCUCCAGCAAAGAAUAUGGGCUAGGGAGGCUUCGGAGAAGCAAGAGAAGGAGAAAGUAGAGCGAGAGAGACAAGCAAGGAUUCGGAAGGAGCAGCAGGAGCAGCAAGAGAAACGGAACCGGGAGGCGGCAGAGGCGCGGUUUAAGCAACUGGCAGAGGAGCAGAAACGGAGUCGGGAGGUGGCAGAGGCAUUGAGAAGACGACAGCGACAGAAUAUUUUCCUUGAUGCAAUCAGAAAUCGCCAGAAACAAUACACACACGUCAACACACCCGAGGAAAGUAAUUACCAGUCUCACCAAUCAGUCUGCCGCCACGACGGCUGGUGGCCAAAAGUACAAGGCCGUACAGAGUGCCCGACGUGCACUGAGAGUUGGACAUAUCUACUGCAGUGCCCGGAUUGUAGUAUGAAGGCAUGUCCGAGAUGUCAACAUGCGAUACGGCCGAAGAGGGGUCGCCGAAACCCUCCGAGAGCGAGGACUCCAAGCCCAGAUUAUAGUUAUGACACCUUCUACUAA
Cucurbitaria berberidis CBS 394.84 is the source of this 1218-nucleotide messenger RNA. RefSeq names its product DnaJ-domain-containing protein. NCBI's taxonomy places the organism in Eukaryota, Fungi, Ascomycota, Dothideomycetes, Pleosporales, Cucurbitariaceae. The record is from RefSeq and is a predicted model, not a curated record. The transcript has 3 exons. Gene Ontology annotation, cellular component: endoplasmic reticulum membrane. Gene Ontology annotation, molecular function: Hsp70 protein binding. Bases 1 to 1218 code for a protein of 405 amino acids. Gene Ontology annotation, biological process: cellular response to misfolded protein.